Lacerta agilis (Sand lizard) is the source of this 849-nucleotide messenger RNA. RefSeq lists its product as uncharacterized. The record is from RefSeq and is a predicted model, not a curated record. NCBI's taxonomy places the organism in Eukaryota, Metazoa, Chordata, Lepidosauria, Squamata, Lacertidae. The transcript is spliced from 5 exons. Bases 1 to 849 code for a protein of 282 amino acids.
AUGCCGGUUUUAAUCAAGAGUUGCGCUGAUGCAAAACCCAGAGACAGAUUUGCUUGCAAAGUUCAUUCUAAGCACCGUAACGCCGUACUGGAGAUCCUUAAUGUGCAGAGGUCUGAUUCUGGCCUCUAUUUCUGUGCCAAAGGAACUCCUGAUGGCUUGUAUUUCAGCACUGCAACAUCUUCACUGAUUGUUGGAGCCUUUGUUAUCCAUACGUGGUCCUCCUUGCUGUACAAUCUUUCUUUGUUUUCCUCAUCAAACAGCUAUACUCCGAGCACCUGGGUGAUGCUUUUGCAGCCCUCUAACCAAGACCCAGCUUCCCAGACCAAGAACCAACUGGUUUGUGUGGUCCAUGGUGUGUCCAACUUAGUCCAGGUGUCCUGGGACGUCCCGGGAGGUCUGCAGCAAGAGGGCCAGACCUUUUUGGCGAAAAACAGCAGUGGGUCGUUAACCUUCGUCAGUGUCCUUCACCUCCCCAUGGAAUUACAAUACACUGGGGGAAACAUCACCUGCGAAGUCAGGUUCAACUCUUCCAGCACCGGCGUGAAGGAAACUGCUGUGUUCAACGCAGCUUCCUUGACAGAAGGUGACGAAAAGUGCCUAACCCACAAAGUGUCCUUGGCUAUCGUAGCAGGAUUGGCAUCGCUGCUCAUCUUCCUGAGUUUCCUUUGGGUCCGAUUUGGCCUUUCCUGGCUAGGUUUCCACACCAAGAUCUCCGAGCCUCCAUCUUCAGGGACAACAGAGGAUGGGAUUUGCUACGCCCAACUGGACUUCCAGGCAAAGACCCAAGAUGAGAGGAAGAGAAGACCAGGAGUGCAAGGGAAGAAAUCCAAAAUUUUGAAGGACCUUUGA